AUGGCCCGUCUAAGCAUGUCCAUCUGGGCCGUGGCCUUCUUCCUCGCCGUGUCCGCCCGCGCCCUCCCUGUGCAGCAGGACGACGGCCAGGACCAGAUGAUGGACCCGUGGGUGGAAUUCGAAGCCCAUGCUCUGAGCUCCUCCUCCCACAUGAUGGACGAGAUCAACGAUGACAUCGAUCAAAAGACGAAGGAGCUGCAGGAGGCGCACGACGGCGACCACGGCAAGGACGAGCUCUACGGCACCCAGGGCUCCCACGAGUCCGACAACAAGCAGAAGCUCCCCGAGAUCCCGCCCACGCCCGAGGAGGUCGCCAAGGCCCACCACAAGCAGGACGGUGAGGACGACGACUCCGAGGAGCAGAAGCCGUCCAAGGACAACGACAAGAAGGCUGAUGGGCCUGUCGACGUUCACGUCGAGAAGCCGCAUCAUGAUGAGGAUGCGGAGACUCCUGCUCCCAAGCCCGAGGACAAGCCUGAAGAGAAGCCCAAGGACGAGAAGCCCAAGGAGGAGAAGCCUACUGAGGAGCCCGCCGAAGAGCACAAGGAGGAGAAGCCCCAUUCCGCCAUCCCCUCUCCUACCUCCACCCCGACUCCCACCGUGACGCCCUCGCCCACCGCCGCGGCCGUUCCCACCCCCACGCCAACCAAGAAGGGCCUCCUCGGCAGCCUGCCCAUUGCGGGCAACCUGCUUGGCAAGUUGGGUCUGUAA
Molecule: messenger RNA, 711 nt
Organism: Aspergillus terreus NIH2624
Lineage: Eukaryota; Fungi; Ascomycota; Eurotiomycetes; Eurotiales; Aspergillaceae
Exons: 2
Coding region: 1-711 (236 amino acids)
Source: RefSeq, a predicted model, not a curated record